Messenger RNA from Rana temporaria (common frog), 1731 nucleotides. RefSeq lists its product as uncharacterized. Bases 1 to 1731 code for a protein of 576 amino acids. Lineage: Eukaryota; Metazoa; Chordata; Amphibia; Anura; Ranidae. The transcript has 2 exons. Gene Ontology annotation, molecular function: protein binding. The record is from RefSeq and is a predicted model, not a curated record.
AUGUCUGCCCUAGAUGAGGCAGACACAGAAGCGGAUGAAGAGGACAUUGAGGCAGUGUUGGAGAAAACUGCUGAAGAUUUUUCUCCCACAGAAGCGGAAACUUCAGGCAACAUGCUUGCUAACAUGAAGAAGCUCACUACUGCCAUCUACAAAAGACCUUGGCUUGAUUCUCCUCCGUCUUUCCAUGCCCCUUUGGUGUGUGAUACUGAGGAUGGAGAUAAUGAGGACAGAGAGAGACGUGAGAAGCUCCUCCAUGAUGGAGGGGGUCUGGAUGUGGCGGAGGUCUUAGACACAGGUUUAUCUGAUAUAACAACAGAGGUAAAUGUAUUCUUCCCUAUACAGGGAGCUGCAGACAUAUUACUGGAUGUAAACACAGCUCAUAAUUUUCUACAGAUAUCAAAUGACAGGAAAACUGUAUCCAAGUCAGAUAUAGACCAGAAUCAUUCAGAAACACCAGAGAGAUUUCAAGAUUGUGCUCAGGUGUUGAGCAGUCAGAGUUUCUCCUCAGGGAGACAUUACUGGGAAGUGGAUUUUGGGGGAUCACAUAGAUGGAGAGUUGGGAUGUGUUACCCCAGUAUAGAUAGGAGAGGAAAACAGUCAGGGAUUGGAUGCAAUAACAAGUCCUGGUGUUUGUACAGGGAUGGUGGUCUGCGUAGGAUGGUACAUAACAGUAAAAAGAUCCCCUUGUCCACUAAUAUCUCCAGUAACAGAGUCAGGAUAGAUCUGGAUUAUGAGGCCGGGCAGAUCUCCUUUUAUGAUCUGUGUGACCCGAUCCGACACCUCCACACCUUCACCACCACCUUCACUGAGCCCCUCCAUGCUGGGAUAGGUGUAUGGAAAGGUUGGAUAAAGAUAUGUAGUGGGAAUCAGGAGAUGGGAGAAAUCUGCCCAGAGACUGGUGACAUCACAGGGAGGAUAUCUAGUGCCAAGAACCCCGAGCAAGGGCAAGCUGUUGCAGCGGACCCUACUAAGAAGGGAGAAGGAACUCAGCAACAUGUUCCUAAGGAACUGAAUCGAAGGGCUGCUGCAUCACUAGCAAUAUUUCUAACUAGGAUGUUCUUGAGCGAUGACCAGAGGUCAUCCUCAGGACUUGAGCAGGACCCUACCAUGCCAUCUAGGGGGGGCACAGCUAAGACAGCCUUGGGGCAAAAGGUGACAAAUAGGAAGAGCAAUACUAUUGGGGCUACUAAGUUGGUGAAGGGGUUUCCUGACCCUUUGGGGGAAGAACCUGUAGUGAAGAAUCAUAGCUCUGUCUGCCAGGCAUCGGGAGGAAAACUAGAGCAGGUGCCUGCUGCAAUGCCAGCAGUGGCUUCCAUAAAGAUGGUCCCUGAACCCCAUCCUGAGAAAUUCCAGGAGCAGAAGGCUUCAAGGACCCCACUUUUCAAUCCUGUUGCCCAGACUAAGGACCUGGAGGAACCCAUGGAGGGACCCAUUGGCCCAAAAAUCAAGGGCAGCAUAGAGGGAAAGGAGCAGAGCCGCACUAGAGAGGCGAGUGAUGAGGAGACUGCACGUCUCUCAGGGGAGCACCUAAAGUGGGAGUCUGCUGCAUUAGAGAGAAUCAUUUCAGAAUACUGUUCCAGUGAAGGAGGAGUUCGGGGCCAGGCAGAGUUGGCAUAUACUUCUGCCUCGGACCUGGUCAACCAUGUUGGGUUCGGGUUCCCUGCUGGGAAUUCAGACUUGCAGGAUAUUUUCACUGGAGGAACUUUAAACUCUGAAAUUGACUCAGAGUAA